Messenger RNA from Pseudo-nitzschia multistriata, 3580 nucleotides. The record is from the annotation of a GenBank genome assembly. Lineage: Eukaryota; Bacillariophyta; Bacillariophyceae; Bacillariales; Bacillariaceae.
AAGUAAUUUCUGUUUCAUCGACCAACAACCCACGGAAGACAAAAGGUUGGAUACCAGUCCUGAAACCAACCAACGAACGAGACUCAGAGGAGCCUGAAGCAGCACAGCAGCAGCCUGAACGAAAGAAUACGAUUGAUUCAAAUUGAUCCUUUUGAUUCAUUGGUUGACUCGGAAAUCGGCAAACGGCGACAGGAAUAAAGUAUAAAAGCAAACCUAGGAAGGAGCCAUCUUCAGCAUGAAGCCCUUCGACGUGUAUUUGCGCCGGGCGCAAGACCCUGAGUGGAGUCCGCACUACGUGGACUAUGCGUCCCUAAAAAAAACCCUGCGAAUGUUCGGGAAGCGAAGGAGGAAACUCCAGCGCGGGGAUUUAAAAUGGUCGACUGUGCUGGAAGAGGAACCGCAUGCAGGCGGCAACCAGAGCUACAACCAUCCCGACGCGAACGGCAGCGACAACGACAACAACAUCAUCUUUGGAUACACCCUCCAGGACAUAUCUUCCAUGGGGAUGAACGGCAACGACACCAAUGAAAGCCGCCUCCGUGGAUGCGGUGGAGUCUUUGGCGGCGAGACCAAAACAGAGCGCCUCUCCCGGAUAGAACACGAUGACUUCAAGAAGGCGCUCCAGGCCGAGCUAGACCAGGCUAGUCGAUGGUUCCAGACCUGCUGGAUCGAGCUUCAGUCAUCCGCCGCCUUUACGGAGAGCAAUGACGAAACUGAGGAGGAAAACACCAUCCUCAAACUCUACGGAUUCGCCGUGGUCAAUAUUUGCGUCCUCCGCCAGCUCCUGCUGCGGUACAAUGCCCACGUGCGCAUGUACGACGGGUCCAUGUUUCUUUCCGAGUACGAGAUUUUGCAGCCGCCACAGAGCGGGAACGAGUCGUCCUCGCUAAUGGUCUCGGAGGCGGAGUACGAGAGAGCCACAGACGAUUUCAGCCUCAAGACGGUGGUGCCCUCGUUGCUGGCGUCCCUGGAACCCCUCCAGGACCGCAUGAUGACACUUCCCUCCUACUGGAUGGAUGACUCGUCCGUAUUGAAGAAUGUACACCAGGGCGGUACUCCUAGUUCGGCAAAACCAGCGGGGACCGAUCCUUCCUCCUCUACCUUUCGGGCCCGUGCCGACGAGCUAGAAGCCCUGCUAGACAAAACCUCGUGGAAGCAGCAGACGCGCCAGUCCCCCAACAAAACCGAGAGGAUUUUGCAGACGAUAAGAUACUUUUAUACUAUGGGAACGGCACAGAUGGGGAUCUCCAUGGAACCUAGGUUCCUCUUUUCGCAGGUGCGGGGAUUCAAGAAGGAAAUGAAGGCCCUUGCCCUCUGGAGGGAACGCCCCCUCGACGUUGCAGACGGCAUUGCCUACGGCGAUGAAGGCGACGAGGCCAUCGGGGCGGGGAUGGACCCAGCCAACGUGUGGCCACUCGUGUUGAACCUGAUCUCGUGCUAUCUCUUCAUGAUGAACAACUACAUCAUCGAACCGUCCUCGGCCUACUAUGCCAACGCGCUGGGCAGCUCCGAUGCGCUGUCGGGUAUCAUGAUGGGGAUGGCUCCGUGGUUCGCCCUAACGAGCGCGGUCGGCUACAGCAUCUGGACCAACACCUCCUACAAGCAGCCUAUUUUGUUUUCUGGCGUCCUAAUGGUUGUCGGGAACACCCUGUACGGAGCCGCGUACUCGCAACAGUCCAUGGUCAUGUGCCUGGUGGGCCGCGGCAUCAGCGGCUUUGGGGCCCCCCGCAUCAUCAACCGACGCUACGUGGCCGAUGCGACCCCUUUUUCCUUGAGGACUAUGUCGUCCGCGGCCUUUGCCCUGACGACGGCCCUGGGGGCCGCUAGCGGCCCGGGUUUUGCCAUUCUGCUGGACAUGGUCCCCGAGUUUGAGUUUUCCCUACCGUUUCUGGGCGUCCAGACCUUCAACGGGAUGACGGGACCGGGUUUCUUCAUGGCCGUUUUCUGGUUCUUCUUCACAGUUCUGAUUGUGCUGACCUUUCGGGAACCCAACCGCUCCGGUCUGGAAGAGCUCCGGCAGCGUGAGGCCGCGGCCGCCAAGAAAAAGGCGGCGGAAGAUGACGCCUCGGCGGCACUGCGCGAGUCUUUCGACGGUGAGGGCGACCGAUCCUUUCGCGACGGCGCCGUGACCGAUGACGACGACGACGAUGCCUCAUCGGUCGGAUCCCUCUCGGUGGGAUCUGCCAUGGACGAAAGCGGCGUCUCGAAGCACAGCCCCCUAUAUUGUGUCCGGAACAUGACCCGUGCAACGGCCCUUUGCAUGGCUCUAAUCUUUAUGAAACGCAUUGCGCUGGAGGUAAGCAAGCAACGAUUCACAAUUCACUUCUUUACCCCUAGAAAACUAUGCGAACGAUUCUGUGUCGUACGGACCACCGAACUGAACUGAAAAACCAACACCUCUUGUCUUUUGCUUGUAUUUUUCCACCAUACUCUCUCUUGGGUUCUCGUUUCCAAACCUCAUGGCCUCUUCGGAAUUACAGAGCAUCGUAGGUUCGACUUCAGUGAUUACGAAAAACCGAUACGCAUGGUCGAUCCGAAACGUUGGCGUUUUGCAUCUCGUGAAUGGCAUUAUCGUCAUUCCCGUUUCCAUUUUUGCGGGUUGGCUCUCGCAGUACCGAGAGGAUCGAUACCUGGCCAUGUGGUUCAUGGGUAUUACAUCGCUGGGCCUACUGGCCAUGGUUGAUUUAACAGACCUGGUGGACACGGAGACUAGCGACUCCUACAACGAUCACAUUCCUCUUUCCGUCGGCCCCGUUCAGUACAUUGCAGGGUCGCUGGUAGCCUUUUCGGGAAUUGAGGCGUGCGAGUCCUUUGUUGCCUCACUCAUGAGCAAGUGCGUUCCGAGUGCCCUAGCCGUUGGCACCUUCAACAGCGGACUCCUCGCCACUCUGGUGGGAACGGGUGGACGGGCCGUCGGAGAUUUGUUCAUUACCGCGAUGGGACUCAUAAGCAUCCGAAAUCUGCUGAAUCUACUGAUCAUCCCGGGAUUGGCACUGAUGAUCCUAAGCAUGUUUUUGCUGUGGAGAAAUUAUACGAUUGUGGCGGUAUAAGAGGUGAAGAUUGCAAGCCGUAGAUAUUCACAAUGCUUGUUGAUAAAAUAAUGGAUGUACACAAUAUUAUUCGGACGCGAUAGACGUAGACAUGCACUCAUAGCAGUAAAGCGGAAAGGUUUGUGUUCUUCAUGUCCCACGCUAUGAUCUGCUCACCGAGAUAUCAUUCAUCUACGCAGUACUUUUCGCUACUUCUGAUGCACAUCACGGAACACAGGGAAUUAUCACAAUUUAUUGAUUUCAUGACAAUGGUAGCAAGAAUACUCGGCAAUAUCUUUGCCAUUUUCUGUAUGCACGGAAUGCAAUGACUUAUUUGAAGCUUUUGGAGUUUGGCUUUCGGGUACGGUGUUUUUUAUGGUGGAACAUUUUUUCUACGAAAACACGAAAUAGUUUUGGAAGGAAUUUCACGACCUUGUAUCGAAAUUCACGAAACGUGCCAAUUUAACCAAAUGAUCAGUAGAAGGCAGACUCGGAUUUCAACUUGAAAGUACCGUUGACACAAUAAUACCGACUAAAUAUAGUGAAGAUGU